Messenger RNA from Pecten maximus, 8152 nucleotides. Its product is annotated as protein PAT1 homolog 1-like. NCBI's taxonomy places the organism in Eukaryota, Metazoa, Mollusca, Bivalvia, Pectinida, Pectinidae. Gene Ontology annotation, molecular function: RNA binding. The record is from RefSeq and is a predicted model, not a curated record. Gene Ontology annotation, cellular component: P-body. The coding region runs from base 41 to 2977 and encodes 978 amino acids. The transcript is spliced from 20 exons. Gene Ontology annotation, biological process: P-body assembly; deadenylation-dependent decapping of nuclear-transcribed mRNA.
UGGUUAGAGGUUAUUGUGGGAACUCAAAAGUGAAAAUGGCAUGAGAAUGGACGAUUCCUACCAGCAGCGGUUAAAAACUGAUUUCUCCGCUCUUGGAGUGGGAAAAUCAGCAGCAUUUGGCAAUGACUUGAUGCAUGCAACAGAAGAUGAGGAUGAUUUUGAUUUGAUGAAUGAUGAAACUUUCGGUGGAGAUAUUGAGGAUGUUGGAUUUGACUGGGAGGAGCAAACAGAGAAAUUUGCUGGGGAGUUGGAAGGCACCAUCCAAUCCCAUUCCAACCUUCCGAACAAAACCAGGGACUCGGGAUAUGAUACAGUCGAGAAAAGCUAUCAGACCCGCGAGGAAUACCUGGAGCACAACCUAAGUCAACUUGUUGUGGACGAUGAAGAUGACAUUGAUGACCCGGCAAUCCUCAAUGCCAGCAAGAGUCAACCCAUACCACACAAGAAACAUCAGAACUUGGAUGAGAUCUUUGGUCCAGCUUCCCCUCCGGGAUAUCUAGAUACAGAACAUUUGGUUUCGCCGUCUAGUAAAAACAUUUGGGGCUCGCCUGUGAAGGAUACGAACAUGCCAUCCACCAUCAAUAACUUGCAGUCUCUAUUCGACUUCGCAGCCAAGGCUGCGACCCACGGCACUCCCAGACAGGAAUCGCCUGUAAUGUCAACACCUGACCGACAGCCGAUACCAGUAACACAGAGGAUGUCAGGAGGGCGCAGUGCUACCCUGGAGGAGAUCGAACACCAGAUGAUGUCACAGUCACGCUCAGUAAAGAAGCCGAUGACGGCAGAGGAGCUGGAGCGGGAAAUGCGUGGAGAGGCCAUGGACCAGCAGGUGCCCCAGAUGCCCAUUCACCACCCUCGAAGCCCCUAUUCCGUACCCCAUAACAUGCCUCCCCCAUUACCGGGCUCUCCUGCCUACGUAGGGUCUCCAGCUGGCCAGGGACCUCCAAGGUUCUAUCAGGCACAGAGGGUGCCGCCAGGAUUCAGCCCGAUACAAGCACAGCAUUUGUUGGAAGGUAGGCGGUCUCCAAUGAUGGGUGCCACACCUCCAGCAAUAGGGUCACCUGGGGUCAUGGGUCAACAUCGAGGGUCACCUCAGAUAGGAGGAGUUUCAGGUAUUUCUCCCAUAACAAGGUUGACCCCAUCACCUCCCCCGGGGGCAGGGAUACCCAACCUUUUUCAAUCACCAAUUCCAACGCGAAUGAUGUCCCCAUAUGCACGAGGUGCCGUUAUGGGCCCUAUGGGUAACAGAAUGCCUUCUCAACCAAUUGGUAUCCCACGACAACAGCUGCAGCAGCGUCCACCAGCCAAUCAGAGUCCUUAUAACAACAGCCCUGGUGGCCACUUCCCUCCAGGAUCUUCACCUGGAGGACCGUAUCACAGUCCAGGGCCUAACCACAGUCCUGCUGGUCCAGGCCCAAGGGGACCCUACCCUACACUUCCUCCAGGAGAGAGAGGACCGCAUCCACAGGGUGAUCGGUACACCCCACAUGGUGAUCGCUACACUCCACAUGGUGAUCGGUACACGCCCCAGGGUGAUCGCUACACGCCCCAGGGGGAUCGGUACACACCCCAGGGUGAUCGUUACAACCACCAGGGUGAUCGGUACACCCCGCAGGGAGAUAGGGGUCGGGACAGAGGCUACACCCCGAGAGGCGAUAGGUACACCCCACAAGGAGAGCGGUACCACCGGGGGAGAGGGAUUCAUCGUGGAUACCUUAACAACAAUAAUAGAAAUUAUCGGGAAAACAGGUAUGACCAUGACUACGACAACCGAGACAGAAACAACUACGAACAACGUAACAAUUACGACCAUCAUAACAACCAUCGACGUUACUACUCCUACCAGAACGACCAGGAGAACCGACCAUCCGACGAGUACGCUGGUCUGAUGACGAAGAAGGAGAAAGACUGGAUUAUAAAAAUUCAACUGAUGCAACUACAGACCGAUAAUCCUUAUCUUGAUGACUUCUACUACACAACUUACAUGUUGAAGAAGAAGAUGUUAGAGCGUCAGAAGAUGACACAGAAUGGCAUUAGCAACAAAGAAGACGAUCCAAAACUCAUCAUCCCCUCCCUCGGCAAGUUGGAGACUCGUGCCUACAAACCAGCCCAGUUUGAAGGCUCUCUGGGUCGUCUUACGACAUCAAGUGUUCACAAUCCUCGACAGAUCAUUGAUGUGAGGUCACAUGUUCAAAACUUAGACGAAUCAGAUGGCAAAAAUACUAGUAAGGAGUUGCGUAGAUCUCGACAGCUGCUCAUGGAGAUAGAAAAGGGGUAUGACUUACUGCUGGAGGUUGACGACAUAGAGAAGAGGAUAUUAGCAUUACCAGAGGAAUCAAGGGUUCCACUGGCCACCGAAAGAUUAGAACUGCUGCAUAGCCUUCAUACUUAUCUUACUCACGAAAACAGCUCCGAGCACUUCCUUUCUGUGAUGUCAUUGAGGAAAGGGAGAAAACUUGUGGCUCGAGUAAUUCCCUUACUGGAUAAGGAUUUAUCAGAAAGUCUGAUUACAUUUAUCCUGAGAAAUCUCCAGGCUCUUAUCAAGAGAGAUCAGAAGGAGGAGGGAUUGAUGGUUCUACAUAACCCGGUCACACAAGUACUCGACACCUGUGACCUUGACUCCCUGGUGAAGUUCUCCAGGGAGCUUCAGCUCGAGUCCACUAGUAACCAGUCAAAAUCGGUAGCUGUUGCCAUACAAAACAAAUUUGGCAGUUCUGUGAUCAGCAGUCUUCUACACAGAGGCGAGACUCUCUACAUUAAAACGUCUCCUCUCGACCUCGACAACCAGCUACAGAGUAUAUGGUGCCAGUUUGUCCACGACUUUGCUGGGAUAUUGGCUGUGGUCCCAGCGGAGUCUCUGGUACACCCAAUGUACCAUCAUACGAGCAUUAACGAUCACUUCGACCGUCUACUCAACAAGAAACUCAUCGCUGUUGUGGAAGACAAAGUGAAACUAUUUACACAACCUCCGAAGUAGUUGGGGGUCAAUUAGUAUUUUCAGAAUAUCAGAAUGUUAUGACAAUAUUUGUCUCCGUUCUCCAUUGAUUUGCCUUUUGUUACCAAUGUGUGUGAGGAAUUUAUACUGAAUUUAAUAGAACUAAGAUUUGAGUACAUACUACUAUUAACACAGUGUGUGUGUGGUUCUGUUUAGUGUACACAGAAUACAAAGUCUAGUAAUGUGACGUGUGUUUCUGUAUGACAUACACAACUAGUCAUGUGACGUGUGAUUCUGUAUGACAUACACAACUAGUAAUGUGACAUGUGUUUCUGUAUGACAUACACAACUAGUCAUGUGACGUGUGAUUCUGUAUGACAUACACAACUAGUCAUGUGACGUGUGAUUCUGUAUGACAUACACAACUAGUCAUGUGACGUGUGAUUCUGUAUGACAUACAUAACACACAACUAAUCAUGUGACGUGUGAUUCUGUAUGACAUACAUAACACACAACUAGUAAUGUGACGUGUGAUUCUGUAUGACAUACAUAACACACAACUAGUAAUGUGACGUGUGAUUCUGUAUGACAUACACAACUAGUCAUGUGACGUGUGAUUCUGUAUGACAUACACAACUAGUAAUGUGACAUGUGUUUCUGUAUGACAUACACAACUAGUAAUGUGACGUGUGAUUCUGUAUGACAUGCACAACUAGUCAUGUGACGUGUGAUUCUGUAUGACAUACAUAACACACAACUAGUAAUGUGACGUGUGAUUCUGUAUGACAUACACAACUAGUAAUGUGACGUGUGAUUCUGUAUGACAUACACAAGUAAUGUGACAUGUGAUUCUGUAUGACAUACAUAACACACAACUAAUCAUGUGACGUGUGAUUCUGUAUGACAUACAUAACACACAACUAGUAAUGUGACGUGCGAUUCUGUAUGACAUACACAAGUAAUGUGACAUGUGAUUAUGUAUGACAUACAUAACACACAACUAAUCAUGUGACGUGAUUCUGUAUGACAUACACAACACACAACUAAUAUGAUGUGUGAUUCUGUAUGACAUACACAACUAGUAAUGUGACGUGUGAUUCUGUAUGACAUACACAACUAGUCAUGUGACGUGAUUCUGUAUGACAUACACAACUAGUAAUGUGACGUGUGAUUCUGUAUGACAUACACAACUAGUAAUGUGACGUGUGAUUCUGUAUGACAUACACAAGUAAUGUGACAUGUGAUUCUGUAUGACAUACACAACUAGUAAUGUGACGUGUGAUUCUGUAUGACAUACACAACACACUACUAGUAAUGUGACAUGUGAUUCUGUAUGACAUACAUAACACACAACUAGUAAUAUGACGUGUGAUUCUGUAUGACAUACACAACUAGUCAUGUGACGUGAUUCUGUAUGACAUACACAACUAGUAAUGUGACGUGUGAUUCUGUAUGACAUACACAACUAGUAAUGUGACGUGUGAUUCUGUAUGACAUGCACAACACACUACUAGUAAUGUGACAUGUGAUUCUGUAUGACAUACAACUAGUAAUGUGACGUGUGAUUCUGUAUGACAUACACAACACACUACUAGUAAUGUGACAUGUGAUUCUGUAUGACAUACACAACACACAACUAAUCAUGUGACGUGUGAUUCUGUAUGACAUACACAACUAGUCAUGUGACGUGUGAUUCUGUAUGACAUACACAACUAGUAAUGUGACGUGUGAUUCUGUAUGACAUACACAACUAGUCAUGUGACGUGUGAUUCUGUAUGACACACAACUAGUAAUGUGACGUGUGUUUCUGUAUGACAUACACAACUAGUAAUGUGGCGUGUGUUUCUGUAUGACAUACACAACACACAAUUAGUGAUGUGACAUGUGAUUCUGUAUGACAUACACAACACACAAUUAGUGAUGUGACAUGUGAUUCUGUAUGACAUACACAACUAGUAAUGUGACGUGUGAUUCUGUAUGACAUACAUAACACACAACUAGUAAUAUGACGUGUGUUUCUGUAUGACAUACAUAACACACAACUAAUCAUGUGACGUGUGAUUCUGUAUGACAUACAUAACACACAACUAAUCAUGUGAUGUGUGAUUCUGUAUGACAUACAUAACACACAACUAGUAAUGUGACGUGUGAUUCUGUAUGACAUACACAACUAGUCAUGUGACGUGUGUUUCUGUAUGACAUACAUAACACACAACUAAUCAUGUGACGUGUGAUUCUGUAUGACAUACAUAACACACAACUAAUCAUGUGAUGUGUGAUUCUGUUUGACAUACACAACACACAACUAGUAAUGUCACGUAUGUGUUUCUGUAUGAUGUGCACACAUUACUGCUAAUGCAGUGUGUGCCUAGUUCCAUACGAUGUUUACAGUAUUUUGUGGUAUGUAUUUAUAAAUGGUGCAGGCAAGACUAUGCACAGUGUUUGUGGUACAAAAUGGUAUUCAUAUGUGAUAGACUUUGUGAUUUUAGGGUGAGUGAACAACUGGGUGUUAUGUACAUGCUGACCUGUGAAUAUUUGUUAACCCACGUUACUCAAAAAAUUAUUUUCAAAGCUUUCAUAUCAAAUCAUUCAGUAUAGUUAAAUGUAGAUACAUUUAUAUAUCUCUCAAAUGUUUUGAAAGAAAAUGAAAAUAGGAGAGUGGUGAUGUCGUAAGCUAUUUUGUAUCAUCUCGAUCAAACUGGGUUUUGCUGUAGAAACAGUGACACCAGUCAAAAUUUGAUUUACAAUACACUUUUCUUGGAUUUUUUUUCUUGAAAUUGUCAGUCUGCAAUGCAUUUUUAAUAUUGAUCUGGGAAGAAAUUCUGGCCAUUUUGACACUGCCAUAUCAUUGCACAGGUUGAACUGACAUCGUAUUUUACAGGACUUUAUAAUUAAUGUAACUGUUCUGUUGGCCAUAUUUGGUCAUAUCGAUACCACUUGUGAAAUCAUUUUUAUGUAAUCUUAAUUGAAGUUUAAUUGUUCAUUCAGUUACAAGUGUUUGACUCUCAGUAUUUGAAUUUACAUUAAAUGUAUAUAAUAUUUCACUGUGAAGCAAAGUUUUCUCCUAAAAGUCAAGUAAAAUUGUCACAAAAUCAUUGAUAUUAUUUGUAAUUGUAUUGAUAAUAAUGUAUUUGAUUAACUAGAAUAGCCCUAGACUAAAUUCUGACAUCAGAGGUCACUUAAAGAAAUAUUUCUCUUCUUAGAAAGUAAGAUUUUAGCAAAAUGAUGAUUUCAAUUUAUACUGAUGUAAAACCAUAUUUGAUAUGGCAUUGGAAAAUGGACUUAGCAGGGCACAUCUAUCACUUUAUAGAAAUGAUGUUUAUACUGUAUUAUGAAAGACGCAUAAACCAUGGUUACCAGAUCAGGAGUGAUUGACAUAUAAAAUCACGUUGAUGUCGUUAUGAGGUUAUUAAUAGAUUAGUAUUCAUCAUCUCGUGUGAUUUAGUAUUAAUUCAUAACUUGUUCCUAUAGCCCUGCGAUGUUUGUUUGAGUCAUACGAGGCCUAGCCAUUAUUUCAUUGACUGAAAAUAUAUUUGAUGCAUCUUAAUUCAUGUAAUUACAUCACUCUUGUCUAACUGUUUUUUCACUUUUUGCUCACAAAUUAAGAAUCACUUAAAGCUGUAUGCUACAUAUCAGUGAUUUUACCUUCUUUCCUAAAGAACCAGUUAAAAGACUUUUACGAUAAGAAGUUUUGUUCAUUGAUAACCGUUUACAAGAGGUCAAGACAGUUCCAUGAAGAACAAUUCGGUAUUUUUUAUUAUUUAGAUCUGCAAUUUUUUUAUUAGGAAGGGGAGAUCACUCAUCAUGUUAAAUUAUGUAAAUGUUUGAAAGUUGAAUUUGUAGUCAAAAGUAGAUGAUUGCUCCUUAAUUAUAGAUGUUUUUGUCCAAAUGACUUUUGUAAAGGUUUGAAUUGUUACAUUGUAUAUUAACCCUUUCACCCCUACUGAUCAUAUUGGACUUCAACUUAUGAAAGAAUGGCAGAGUCCACUAAAGUUUCUUAGGGUUGAAAGGGUUAAGAUUGCACUCAUUUAUCUUUAUGCAUUUAAUUUCCCCCAUAAUAACCACAUGUCGGAGAUAUAGUAUUAUACUAUACAGUUUUGUCAGUUUGAAUCAAACUAGAAUCGGACAACAUCAUCUCGGGUUAAAACUAGUCCAGUGUUUCUGGUCUAUAUUUGUCUGGGUAUAUUUUUUUUUUCAAUCGUAUAAUUUAUGUUUCAUAAAGAGUUGAUGUUAACACACAUUUGGAUCAAGUGUUGAGUUACACAUUGUUGAUGCAGUUUACUUAGAUAUUUUGAAAUGUGCUGCUAUAAUUGAAAUAUUUCUUUUCCAUGUUGGAAAGAUAUUUUGAAAUGUGCUGCUAUAAUUGAAAUCUUUCUUUUCCAUGUUGGAAAGUCCAACAGUUUCAUUGUUCCUCAGCUAAAUUGGCAGGGCAGAUAGAGUAGUAUGUAGUGCUAUUGUUUUGGUAAAUGUUGAGUAGAAAGGAUGAUAGAGAGCAGAUCCUGGUGUCUCGAUUUGUUAUAAAAUGAAACAAUCUGACUAGAAAAAUGUUUGGUUGGUUGGUGAAUUAUUUGUUUAAUUUUUGGUUCAUUUGGGCAUUUAUCCUUUAUAAAUGUGAAUUUUAUAUAAAAGGAAAGUUUUACUUUAAGUAGUGAUGGUUUUUUUGGACAUGGGUAAGAUUAUGAAUAUAUGAAUAUUCAGCACUUAAUUUAAAGUUAUGUACAGAUGUAUGUAGCACUAAUAUUCUCUGUUGCUAGCACAGAUCAUCUACAGGAUAAUAUAAAUAUUCAACAAAAAAAAAUUGUGGGGCAAUUUUACCUCAAAGAAAAUGAAUAUUCAUCACUGUGUAAUCACUUCUGAAUUUAGCAGGGGAUGGGAUGUCGCAGUGGUAUAUGCAGGACAUAUUAUUUCAUUACAAAUGUCAAAUGUCAAACUUGCGGUAAGCUGGUCAAAGGUCAAAUAUACAACAGGCCGGCUUACUAGUAAAUUCGAGAUGGUUGUAUGGGAGAGCAACCAGUCUGUGGGGCGACAUUGGUUAAGCCCAGGGCGAUAUAUGAUUAUGCCCCUACAACACAGACUGGACCCAGUGGGCCCAGGGCGAUAUAUGUUUUUAAGCCCUCCAGCCUCUGUAUUUUGAGGAGGAUGAUCACGUUGUAACAUCAUUGAUUAGUGCUUUGGUUUCUUUCAUAUGUGCUAUAAGUAAAUUAUCAUUGUAUCUUU